CAAUGAGAGGUCUCCGCAAACGGUUGCUAGGAGACAUGUUGCAUUCGUGUAGUUAAUGCGCAAAGGAGCAAAUUAAGCCUGAAAGCAUUUAAAAAAAGGAAGUUAAUUUGGAAUUCAUAUUAAUCCCCUAUUGUCAUGGUGAGGUUGAGGGCGAGAUGUCUGCUGGUCGGAGAUCCAGCAGUGGGCAAAAGCGCCCUCUCGCAGAUGUUCCACAGUGACGGCACUCUCUUCCAGAAGAACUACAGCAUGACAACAGGAGUGGAGCUGCUCAUCAAAAGCGUCAACAUCCCCGACAGCAGCGACAGCGUGGAGCUUUACAUGAUCGACUCUGCAGGGAAGGAGACCUCGGUGGAAGCCAAUGAGAAAAUGUGGGGGGAGCCAUCUUUGCUCUGCCUGGUGUUUGACCUGACCAGCGAACGCUCCUUUGGUAGCUGCGGUCGCUGGAUGGAGAGGGUCCGGACCCACCGCAGGGGUCUCAAUGUUCCUGGGGUUUUGGUGGGCAACAAGUGUGACCUGUCAGCCAGGAGGGAGGUGCAAACGGCCGUGGCCCAGGAGUGGGCCCAGAGCCGGGGGCUGGAGUACCACGAAACCUCAGCCAAGGAGAUGGAGAACUGCGAGGCCCCGCUCCUCGGCUUAGCCCGAGCAUUUCACACUCUUUACCGAGAACGGAGAGAGACAAUACAGAAUCUAAGUCCAGGGUAGACACACACACACACAAACACACUUGGAACAUUUUGAUAUGAACACCAAUAAAUUGUUCUUUCGUCAAAUGUUUUUCCCACCGUGUGUUAAUGCUGUCAUCAUGAUGAGCCGGUAGCUAGCGGAAUCUCAGCUCCACUUCUUCAGACUGGAAGCGAGGACCCGCUGUUUUGACAAUUGGGGUUUUUGGGGGGUUUCAAGCUCAAGCCAAGGUUAGGAUUUCAAGUUCAAAGUUUGUGUUUUAAAAGUAUGGUUUCAAAACAGGGUGAGGCUUUCGAGUCAGGGUUUCAAGUCUGAGCUGAGAUUUCUAGCAAGGGUUAGCGUUAAUAAGGACACAAAUUAGGGUUUCAAGUUAAGGUUAAAGUUCUGAAAGUAGGGUUUCAAAACAGGAGGAGUGUUUUUAGUGAGAGUUUCAAGUCUGCAUUAAGUUUUCAAGCCAGGGUUAGUGUUAUUACUAGGGAUGUUCGGCACCACUUUAUUUUCAGAACAAUACCAAUAUGAGUAUUCGCUCUUGAGUACUCACCGAUGCCGCUAUUACUUUUCCAGCCAUCCGUUUUCUGGACCGCUUAUCCUCACUUUUGAUCCCUCAAAUUUGAGUUAACACAGUUAAUUGGGAAAAAUACCUUGGUUUUUCUUUCAGACACAUGAUGGUUGGCCGACAUGUCAAACCAUCGCAGUUUAGCGCCUGCUACUGGCGAGGAGUACUUACCCAAUGUCAGAUUUGUUGUAUCUGCAGCCUUCAUGAGUACCCGAUACUCGAUACCAAUACCUGGUAUCGGUACUCGUCCAUCCCUAGUUAUUAAGGCUUUCGAAUUAGAAUUUGGAGUCAGGGUUACUGUUGCAAGACAGAUUUGGUGGUUCAAGUUAGGGUUUAAAGUAUUAUAGCAUUUAUAAAGAAAGCAUUUGUAAAAAGGGCUGGGGGUUGCAACAUGGGUGGGUGUUUCAGACCAGGAUUAGCAUUUCAAAUUAGGGUUUCCCAAGUAGGUUGUCAAGCCUACGUCCGUUUUUCUAGAUAGGAUUCGUUUUUCAAGUUAGGGUUGAAAUUAGGGUUUCAUGCCCGCAUUAGGUUAUGGAGCCCAGUUUAGCGUUUUCAAAUAGGGUUCAAGUCUUGAGUGUUUCAAAUGAAGGUUAGCGUUGUAAAUUAGGAUUUCAAGAAGGUGUUAUGGGACGAAGUUAGAUUUCAAAUCAGGGUUUGAAGACGGGUAUGGUUUCAAGCAUGAGUUAGGGAUCCCAAAAUGGUUUGUGUUUCCAAUUGGGCUUUCCAACGUGAUUUGGGGUUUAUGAUUAGUUUAUGAUUUAAAUUUCCCUCUAUACAAUUUCUCAAUACUGUACAUAAGGUUUCCAAUGUUGCUUCCUCGAUUGUCUUCAAUGUAGUCUGACUCUACGGUUUGAAUGUCAAACAUGAAUUUAUUGUCUCUUA
Messenger RNA from Phyllopteryx taeniolatus (common seadragon), 2119 nucleotides. RefSeq names its product intraflagellar transport 27 homolog (Chlamydomonas) (gene ift27). Gene Ontology annotation, molecular function: GTP binding; GTPase activity. The record is from RefSeq and is a predicted model, not a curated record. Gene Ontology annotation, cellular component: Golgi apparatus. The coding region runs from base 136 to 702 and encodes 188 amino acids. The transcript has 7 exons. NCBI's taxonomy places the organism in Eukaryota, Metazoa, Chordata, Actinopteri, Syngnathiformes, Syngnathidae.